AUGGCCGUCGAUUUGGCACAAAUCGAGACAAUUAUCGUGGACUCGGCGGCUCUCCUUCAGUCUUUCAUAAGUGAGGUAAUGACUCUUCGAACUGAUACUCCAUCACUUUUCGUCGACCUGGAAGGCUGUAAGCUUGGUCGUGAUGGUUCAAUAUCCAUCAUAUCUAUCUACGCACCUCCAAAGAAACUAAUAUAUCUCAUUGAUAUAUAUCGACUGGGAGCUGAAGCAUUUUCUACCGUCAACAGUGAUGGUAACUCUCUUAAAUCCAUUCUAGAAUCACCAAUUAUCUGGAAAGUUUUAUUCGAUGUUCGACAUGACUCCGAUGCAUUAUUUAGCCAUUACGGUAUCUGCCUUGAUGGAAUUCGAGAUAUCCAGUUGAUGGAACUAGGAACAAGAGUGGGCUCGAAGGAAUUUGUCGCCGGCUUAGCCGCAUGUGUGGAGAAAGACAGCACGAUUUCUGCAACAGAAAGAAAGGCAUGGGAGACAACAAAACGCAAUACUCAACGUCUCUACAAUCCCGCACUCGGAGGAAGAUACGAGGUAUUCAAUGACCGUCCUAUUCGACCCGAAAUUGUGAGAUAUUGCGUCGGAGACGUUGUUUUCUUGCCAAACCUCUUCCAUGUCUACAACACUAAGCUAUGCCGACCUGGAAAGAAAUUCUGGGAGAUUCAGGUUCUAGAAGCAACCAAGGAGCGGAUCCAGUUUUCGCAAAGUCCAAAUUUUGAUGGAACAUCUCGAACCAAUGCCCGCGGGCCUUGGAAUAGGGAGGCUAUUGAAGAAGCGAUUGACCAAUGGAAUGACGACAUCAUGGAUAAUGCAAUGAAUGAAGGGGAUGAUUUCGAUUUUGACUUCGAUGAUGACUUCGAUGAUGACUUUGAUGAUUACUUUUAUGACGACGGUCCGACCAGCGGCAGAGACAUUAUCAAUGACUGUGACUACGGAUACUACUACUCUGAUUAG
Messenger RNA from Penicillium chermesinum, 960 nucleotides. RefSeq lists its product as uncharacterized. The transcript has a single exon. The coding region runs from base 1 to 960 and encodes 319 amino acids. Gene Ontology annotation, biological process: nucleobase-containing compound metabolic process. Gene Ontology annotation, molecular function: 3'-5' exonuclease activity; nucleic acid binding. The record is from RefSeq and is a predicted model, not a curated record. Lineage: Eukaryota; Fungi; Ascomycota; Eurotiomycetes; Eurotiales; Aspergillaceae.